Messenger RNA from Pseudoliparis swirei, 6690 nucleotides. It is a transcript of the gene shoc2, whose product is annotated as SHOC2 leucine rich repeat scaffold protein. Gene Ontology annotation, molecular function: protein binding. The coding region runs from base 464 to 2212 and encodes 582 amino acids. The record is from RefSeq and is a predicted model, not a curated record. Lineage: Eukaryota; Metazoa; Chordata; Actinopteri; Perciformes; Liparidae. The transcript is spliced from 9 exons.
UUUCGUCACAGCUUAUCCUGGACUAGUGCAGGGAAGCUUUAAAAAGUCAGAGAGGAGCAACAGAGACUAAACAGAGACGAUGCCAUUAUGCCAACAAAUCUUCGAGGGAUGAAAACAACCUUGACGACCUUUGCAGCCUAAGCAAACCUGCAUCCGAAGGUCCUGGGAUUGUAUGCAUUUCCAACACUGCAUGUCCAAGCAUGUGGCCCAUGGGUGCCACAGUCCAGCUACUUCAAAGGAUUUUUUCCCCAAUGGCAUUUUAACAAAGGAACAAAGAUUCUGAAAACAUUUUUGGAUCACAAGUCCUUUUUAUUUCCAAGAUAAUCAUAAUUGUGUGGGACUGUAUAGCGAUGUUUCCUUUAAAAGCCUCCUUUGCUGACUCUGUCCCCUUUUUUUCUUGAAUAAGUAACCCGACAAGAGCGACUCCCAUGAGCAACUCUGCAGGAGGCUCGAUAACGUCGACAUGAGUAGUACUUUAGGCAAAGAAAAAGAUUCGAAAGAAAAGGACCCCAAAGGCGGUCCGGCGGGGAAAGAAAGGGAAAAGGAGUCCAGGGCUCUAGCCGGCUUAGUCAAAGAUGGGGGCAAAGAAACCAAGACCAAAGGGAAAGAUCCCAAAGAAGGAAAGAAGGACACCAGCAGCUCGACGCCGGGUGUGGCUUUCGCUGUCGACAACACGAUAAAGCGGCCAAACCCGGCAGCAGGUACGCGUAAGAAGUCCAGCAACGCCGAGGUGAUCAAAGAGCUCAACAAGUGCCGGGAGGAGAACUCGAUGAGACUGGAUCUGUCCAAGCGGUCCAUUCACAUCUUGCCCACCUCCAUCAAGGAGUUGACGCAGCUCGCUGAACUCUACUUAUACAGCAACAAGCUGCAGAGCCUGCCAGCCGAGGUGGGCUGCCUGUCGGGCCUGCUCACUUUAGCCCUCAGCGAGAACUCCCUGACCAGUUUGCCCGACUCCCUGGACUCUCUUAAGAAGCUUCGGAUGCUCGACCUGCGGCACAACAAGCUUCGGGAGAUACCGGCUGUGGUCUACCGGCUGACGUCUCUCACGACGCUGUACCUGCGCUUCAACCGCAUCACGGCAGUGGAGAAGGACAUCCGGAACCUCUCCAAGCUCACGAUGCUCAGCAUCCGGGAGAACAAGAUCAAGCAGCUGCCUGCGGAGAUAGGGGAGCUAUGCAACCUCAUAACUCUGGAUGUUGCCCAUAACCAGUUGGAACACCUACCGAAGGAAAUUGGAAAUUGCACUCAAAUAACCAACCUCGACUUGCAGCACAAUGAGCUCUUGGACCUCCCCGAGACUACAGGCAACCUGGCAAGCAUAAAUCGCUUAGGUCUGCGAUACAAUAGAUUGUCAGCCAUCCCCAGAUCAUUAGCCAAAUGUCGAGAACUGGAGGAGCUAAACCUUGAAAACAACAACAUUUCAGUGUUGCCAGAGGGCCUACUGUCAAGUUUGGUCAACCUGACGAGUCUAACGCUGGCGAGGAACUGCUUCCAGUCGUACCCUGUGGGCGGGCCAUCCCAGUUCUCCACCAUCUAUUCCCUCAACAUGGAGCACAACCGCAUCAACAAGAUCCCCUUUGGCAUCUUUUCCAGGGCCAAAGUGUUAAGCAAGCUUAACAUGAAGGACAACCAGUUAACAUCUCUGCCAUUGGACUUUGGCACAUGGACUAGCAUGGUUGAGCUUAACCUGGCAACCAAUCAGCUGACAAAGAUCCCAGAGGACAUCUGUGGCUUAGUUUCUCUGGAGGUGUUAAUACUGUCCAAUAAUCUCCUCAAGAAGUUACCGCAUGGUAUUGGAAAUUUGAGAAAGCUACGGGAGCUCGACUUGGAGGAAAACAAAUUGGAAACUCUACCUAAUGAAAUUGCUUACCUGAAAGAGAUACAGAAAUUGGUGUUGACAAAUAAUCAUCUGACCACGUUACCCAGAGGCAUCGGCCACCUCACCAACCUGACUCACCUUGGUUUGGGGGAGAACCUGCUGCAACACCUCCCAGAGGAGAUUGGUACACUGGAGAACCUGGAGGAGCUGUACCUCAACGACAAUCCCAACCUGCACAGCCUCCCGUUCGAGCUGGCCCUCUGCAGCAAGCUGUCCAUCAUGAGCAUCGAGAACUGUCCCCUCAGCCACCUGCCGCCCCAGAUCGUGGCGGGAGGCCCCUCCUUCAUCAUCCAGUUCCUCAAGAUGCAAGGACCGUACCGUGCCAUGGUCUGAGCCGCGAGCAGCUCCACCCCCCCGAGUCUUGCUUGACUCCAACACCCCUCCCAUUACGUGUAUCAUACACUGUAAAGAAAACCGAUUCGCCACAAUCAGUGUCGGGGGGGGGGGGGGGGGGGGGUAAAUACAAGGAGGAAGAGGAGGGAGGAGAAGAAAAAGUUUCUUUCAACAUCCUUAGAAACGAGGCGAAUCAUUGGAGAUUUGACUUCUGUGUUACUCUAGAGUUUAUCUUGUUUAUUUUAGGACCCCAGCCACCCCCACUCAUGUUUCAUUCUGAAUCACACAAGAGGAACAUAUGUCCAUCUCUUUGCCAAAACUGAAGAUAUAUAAAGUUCUAUAUAUUGAGUAACUGUGAGCUAAGUGGCAAGUCUUUUAACCAUAUAGACCGUACUCCCAUUGCCAAUAUAUUUACAGUAAUUACGAGCAUCUAUUAUGUGAGCAAGGAUACAAUUGAAUGCAAAAACAAACAAAGUCUUUGGAACUUCACAUUUUCUGCUGCUGCUGUAAUUUUAACUUUUCAUCUCGUCUUUUCUUUUGAUAUUCACUUCUUUUAACAUCACCUUCGCUCAAGAUAACUUCUGUUAACUGCUUCUUGACCACAGAGAACAAAGGUCUAACGAUGGCUUGUUUAUACUUUCUUUUUUGUAAUUGUUUUUGUUUAAAUACUGUGCCUGUUUAGAGUGAUCCAGUGGCUCAUUUCUAAACACAAUUGUCCAUGAGAAUACAAAGAUAUAAAUUAUUUCAAAAAUUCUUUUUUUUAUAGUUUAUUACUGCUGUUUUUACUUACGUUUUUUCCUUAUUUGUAAUGUUUCUUUUGCUGUUGCAUUAAUUUGUUAAAAGGAGCGAUAUCGGUUGUAAAAUAAGGUGAUUGGAGAUCUUUUUAACAGAUGGCAGCAGCAGUUAAACAUUGAGCGAGUCGUGUAGACGUAUGAGAAAUGCCAAUCGCACAUGCUUGAAAACAAAAAGCAAGUGUGUCUUUUCUCCAAAACGAUAUAGAGCGGGGGUGCAGUGACCCUCCCUCUAUAUGGUUGAUGUGUGUGACAAGGUAUUGGGGGGGGGGAAGUCAAACCUACACAGGUGAUGGGAUAAACGAUGAGAUGUUUUUAUAGAUGUAUACAAAUCCUGGUGGUUGCUUUGAGUGCAAUUUUAGUUCUGUUUGCGAGUUCUUAUCUUCAGUGUUGGGCUGCAGAGCUGUCAUUCAAUUGAUCGUUGACCAACAUACAUAUCAAGCUUUUUUUUUAAAGACGUCAUCUGUGUCUCUGGGCCAGGUGGCGAGUGGCCGAGCUUCUAAUAAGGUUUGAUAAUAAAUCAUUGACAGGUAACACUUCCGUUUUUGGUUUAAUAUCCUUAAUUGUUGGUAGUUAUUAGUUUUUGACGGGGUUUCCUAAGAACCUUGUUACAUGAUGGAAACUGGUCCCUUUAUUUAGAUUCAUAUUGUUUUUAAAUAUAUAUCUAUAUCUCGAUGUAUACAUCUAGAUAUUUAUAUAUAUUUUUUUCAUUUGUCCCACACUGUCCCAGCAAUGCUGCUGCUCUUAUGCACUUUUUAAAAACACACAUUGGCAUCCUCCAUAUAAACAAACACAGUCGCCUCUCAUUGGUUAUUUUAAAUGGGGGUAUUUUGUUUCAUUCAGUAUUUCAUCAGCUAAACAAACAGGUUUUUUCAUGUAAAUUUGAAUCAAUUUAAAUAAAAAUGUUAAGUUUAGCGGGCUCACAAUAUACUCGUAACUUUCUUUGGGGAAGUUGUAUCCUGUCAAUCUUAAUUAAAAGGAACUCGCUCUCUUGAACUGUAGAAGGCCGUGUGGCUCGAGGUGUUUUAAAGUUCCCAUAUCCUGCUUUCUUCUCUUUGCAAGUGAAAUGGCUUAUUGCAGUUCAGAUUAGCACUGUUGUUUUUAAAUCAAUUUACAUUAAGUUUUUUUUUUCUAAAUGAUGAAAUGUGUAUUCAGUUAGUAUUAUUUCAAGUGAUUGUACAUUAAAAAUCCCAACAAAAUGUAAUCAAACCAAACUUUUUUUCUUUUCUUUUUUGUAUAAAUGUGUUGCAUCCCAGCUCUAUAUUCAAUCAUGGUUCUCUUUUGUAUUGAAACGUGUGGGUUGACUUCAUUAUUUAUUUUUCCCCCCCGCAGCAGCUUGGUGUGUUUUCGUGGGCUGUGGUUUGGUCUCCUGAGGGAUGAGAGCGCCACGUCUGACCUCGGGUCCUUAGAGGGGGAGGGGGGUGAGAUGUACGCUGCUUCUAAUUUACCAGCAGAACCCGUUGGCUGCUUCUCGUGGACUGAAACACGCCGUACGAGACAGGAGGGGCCGGGGGAGGGGGAGACGAUGACGAUCCACUCCCAACACACUGAUACAGACUUCACUCGGAAAAACCCGACUCGGACAAAUCCGCUGAACUUUCGGAGUCGGCGUCAGGCCUGCGGGUCCCCCCCCCCCCCCCCCAGAUCAAAUCAUUCGGACACAAGGUGCAUCCAUGAGCUCGCCGCGGUUACAGUACAAGACUGUACACAUUGUAAAAAGGGCUUUCUGUGUUCACGCUCAACAGACACACCGGAGGCAUUGCAUUCCUGGGUUUUCUAUAAAAGCGUUGGAAGUUUUUUUUGGUGUAUUUUAGCUGUAAACAAUUGUGUGAAAAAUGCCUUCAACGAGUACUCAAAAGUGAGACGUGCAUUCGGUAUGCAGAGAGUGCUGGGACCCAUUUUUUGCAUUCAGUCUCUGUUUUUUGUUGUUGUCAUGUGCCAUUUUGCAAGAUGGAGAGAUGCCAAUGUAUAAAGACCCAGAGGAGGACGGGAGGCGGGGCCGGACAUGAACUCGAGGCUUUUUUGACCACGGAGCAUUUAUCACAUCCUGGAAUGUAGUCGAGGUCACCGGCUGACCCGGUCAGUUAAAGGUGUGACCGGUUGGAUCAAAAGUGAUGAUGUAUUGCAUACUGGUGCAUCCAAAAAAUAAUUGGGAGUAUAAUUGGUGUUUAUUUUUUUUAUUGUCUGUGAUUUUAGGCGGUGGAGAGCAUUGCAGAAUCAAUGUCAUUUUUGCUCCUUUUUGCUUUUUAUUCUCGAUUCUACAACCUUUUCUUUUUCUUUCUUGCCUGGUUAUUUUGUACAGGAAACAAGCAUGUUGAACACAUAUUAGACAUGAUUUGUCUGGGUCAGAAUUGGGCGUUUUUGUUGUUGCAUAGAGGACUUUGAUUUAGUGGCUAUUUGGUGUAUCUGCACAUGCUCCCUUUUUGUAUAUUGCGAAGAGUCUCGAAGCAUUUGUGCGGCAAUGCUUAUCCUACUUAAGCUACAUUGACAAGCAGCCUUAAUGAUCUUUUUGUAUGUGUUUUGUUUGGCUAUUCCUUGUGUCUAUGGCCACUGACUGUACUUGAUGAAGAGCAACUGGUCGUUACAAUGUAAAUUUGGGUCGAGUUUCUUUUCCGUCUUUUUCCUUUUACUCUGUACAGUGAUCUGACGUUACGGUAGACUCAGUAUUACAACAUCUGUAAUGUGAUGAGUUUUACAUAAAGACUGCGAUGGAAGAUAUUGCCAUUUUACUACGCAUUAGCUUGCGUCUCACUUGUCUUUGGCAUUAAAGGGGAAUUCCACCAAAACUGACUUGCAUUUUUAUUCCGCAAAGGAGCUUUUUCAAUAGAAAUUACUGCGUUUUUGUUCUUCUCUCUUCCUCCACAUUUUUCAAAAGUAAUAUCAGGUUUGAGUAAUAAUAUUGCAAGAUCAGAGGGAGUAAAGGUAUGUGACAGCAACUUUAAUAGAUUGUUGGAACUUCUACCACAAAUAUGCGACACCCUUUUAAAAUAGUUCAGGUCGAUGCUGUAGGAACACAUGUUCUUCAUCUUCAGAGCACAAAACUACAUAAAUGUCCACUUUUUUUUGUAAUUAGACCAAAUCACUUUUGGUGGAAAAGCCCUUUUUUAAAUAUAAACCCGCUCACACCCCUGCUAUAGCAUCUUCAUACAUUUACUUGACUGCCUAAUGCGCACCAAGCAGAACCUUUAUGACAGAUCAUCACUUUUCUUCUUUAAUAUUCUUCUUCAUAUCUGGGUCCACGGAUUGAGCAGAUGUUGGGGGUGUUUGGGUCAGUCGUCUUCCGACUAGACGAGCGGACGCAGACGUGACUACCUGGAUGUGAGUCUUCAUCGAUAACCACAGUGACUGAGAUCCAGUCUGAGGCGGUUCUGUGCACACAGAGCUCUGUGUUGGCAGCAGGAACUUGGAUUUGGACUAACAGUUCAACCACUUUUUCUUCUUUUUUUUAAGCAUCCUUCUGUUUUAUUUUGGUUAUAUGCCUUUACUAAGUAUUAUUUGGCAAGUGAAGAGGAAAUAAUUGUGUGCUUGGUUGUAAAUGACAAACGUAAUGCCGCCCCAUUGCAAGACAUCCUGAACCCAACGAGCUGCAGAGGGAGACUCAUGAGUAACAAUGACCAUGUUUGGUGAUGUUCUGUAUGUACAUACAUCUUUUUAACUGUAAUAAACCGAUACAUAUUUACAAAUGUA